Messenger RNA from Helobdella robusta, 822 nucleotides. RefSeq lists its product as hypothetical. Lineage: Eukaryota; Metazoa; Annelida; Clitellata; Rhynchobdellida; Glossiphoniidae. The record is from RefSeq and is a predicted model, not a curated record. Bases 1 to 822 code for a protein of 273 amino acids. The transcript is spliced from 4 exons.
AUGGAUGCUCCCACUUGCCUGCCAUCCAAUGGUCAACCAUCGUCACCAGACAUCUCAAUUGCCUCUGGCUCCCAGAUUAAAAGCAUGGACUGCAUAACAAAGAUAACGAGGAAAGCUCGUGAGUUUAAUGUGGACAAGUCCGAGUCAUUUGUAGGCAGGUUGCAUUCAUACUGGACACUAAAGAGGCAAUCUAGAGAUGGGUAUCCACUGUUGAAUUCAAGAAAGUUUGGUGAGAACAUCAAAAUUCUCAAUGUUAAUCAGUUUCUUGCAGGUCCCAACGAACAACAAGCGUCGAGUAAGGAACAAGAGAAUAAAGAUUCACACCAGCCUGACGAUGUUGAAGACGAUGACAGUCUUGAAAAUGAAAUAACUGAAGUUGGUUCUAACGGCACAAAAAUCACACAACAAAGUUUAGAAACCGUGAAUUCAAAGGAGAAGAAAGCUGAUGAGAUGGGUGCAUCUAACGAGGAUGUGGCCUGUAAGAACAGUAGUGAUAAUGAUGAUGUAAUGAGCGACGUAUGCGAAGACGAUGAUGACGAAUACGAAUCUUUUGUGGAACAUUUGAGAAUAAGCCACAUGUUGAGGAGGGAUUUGGAGAAGGUGCGACUGUUGAUUGAAUUGGUGAGGAAGAGAGAGAAAUUAAAGGCUGAACAGAUUCGAGUUAGAGAAAAGCAAUUUGAGUGUGAAUUAUCAGUAAUUAAUGAAGGUGCACAUGCAAUGGUUCAAAUCAUUGAUGAAAUCUUGAAGCAUUUUAGUUCAUUCCAGUCAAAGAAAGUAGAAUCAUUUUUUUUAGUUUUUUCAGUUUUCUAUUAUGAUCAUUAG